GUCAUGACAAGACAGCGCAUCACCCUCCUCACCCCCCUGGCUCUGCUGGGACUCCUCGCAGGGCUGGUAGACCUUAGCCAUGGCUCUGCUCAUGAGGAUGAGGAUUACUACAUGCAGGAGCUGCUGACAAGAGAGCAUAUCAACCAGUUCCAGGAGAAGCCUGUGGCCUCAAUACCUGAUAGGUAUGAGCCGCCCAGCCCAAAACCUGCAAAGAAAGGGACCAAAGGAAAGGCAGACAGCAGCAGGCAGACUAAAACCACAGCUAAUUCAAAAGCAGUUAAAACAGCCAACAAGAAGGCUGAGAAGACCAAGAAUGGUGCCUUGAAAACCCCAAACAGCAUAUCUGAAGGAGAAGGACAAUAUAACUCAAUAAAAGCGGAAUGCCCUCCCAUGGGACUGGAGACAUCGAAGAUUGAUGAUUUCCAGCUUCAUGCUUCAACCACGAAACGCUACGGCCUCGGUGCACACAGAGGUCGUCUCAACAUUCAGGCUGGCAUCUACGAAGAUGACCUAUAUGACGGGGCCUGGUGCGCCGGGAGAGAUGACCCGCUGCAGUGGUUCGAGGUGGACGCCCGGAGACUGACCAAGUUCACGGGGGUCAUCACUCAAGGCAGAAGCUCCCUCUGGUCGAGCGAUUGGGUGACCUCAUACAAGGUCAUGGUGAGCAAUGACAGUCACACCUGGAUAACACUGAAGAACGGCUCAGAGGACAUGAUCUUCACUGGCAACAGGGAAAAGGAAAUCCCAGUCCGGAACAUCUUCCUAGUCCCAGUGCUCGCCAGAUACAUCCGAGUUAACCCUCGCUCCUGGUUUCGCAACGGACACAUCUGUAUGAGAGUGGAGAUCCUUGGCUGUCCUAUGCCAGAUCCAAAUAAUUAUUACCACAGACGCAAUGAAGUCAUAACAACGGACGACUUGGACUUCAGACACCACAGCUACAAAGAAAUGAGGCAGCUUAUGAAGGUAGUCAAUGAAAUGUGCCCUAAUAUCACCCGGAUCUAUAACAUAGGAAAGAGCCACAGUGGCCUCAAGCUGUACGCCAUAGAGAUUUCUGACAACCCAGGAGAGCAUGAAGUUGGUGAACCAGAGUUUCGUUACACUGCAGGUUCCCAUGGCAACGAGGUGCUAGGACGUGAGCUGCUCCUCCUUCUGAUGCAGUUCAUGUGUCUGGAGUAUCUGUCCGGCAACCAGCGCAUACGUCAUCUGGUGGAGGAGACCAGAAUCCAUCUGCUGCCAUCCGUCAACCCCGAUGGGUACGAGAAAGCCUUUGAAGUGGGUUCAGAGCUCAGCGGGUGGUCUCUGGGUCGAUGGAACAGUAAUGGAAUAGACAUUCACCAUAACUUCCCAGAUCUCAACUCCAUACUGUGGGAAGCCGAGGUUAAGAAGUGGAUCCCUCGCAAAAUGUUCAACCACCGUGUGCCCAUCCCAGAGUGGUACCUGUUCAAAAACGCAUCAGUUGCCGUGGAGACAAGGGCUCUGAUCGCAUGGAUGGAGAAGUUGCCCUUUGUGCUUGGAGGAAACAUCCAGGGAGGGGAGCUGGUGGUGACCUUCCCUUACGACAAAACUCGCUCCCUGGGGGUGGGCAGGGAGCAGACCCCCACCCCAGAUGACCACAGCUUCCGCUGGCUGGCCUUCUCCUACGCCUCCACCCACCGCCUCAUGACGGCAGCCAACCAAAGGGUUUGCCACACAGAGGAUUUUGCCAAGGAGGACGGCACCAUCAACGGAGCGUUGUGGCACACCGCGGCUGGCAGUAUGAAUGACUUCAGCUAUUUGCACACAAACUGCUUUGAGUUGUCGAUGUAUGUGGGUUGUGACAAAUUCCCUCAUGAGAGCGAGCUGCCUGAGGAGUGGGAGAACAAUCGAGAGUCUCUUCUUGUCUUCAUGGAGCAGGUGCAUCGUGGGAUCAAAGGCGUGGUGAGGGAUCUGCAAGGUCGCGGAAUAGCAAAUGCCACCAUCUCUGUGGAGGGCAUCAGCCACGAUAUUCGCACAGCUUCUGAUGGCGAUUACUGGCGUUUGCUGAACCCCGGGGAGUACAGGGUCACAGCCAGGGCCGAGGGCUACAGCCUCAGCAGCAAGAAGUGUGAGGUGGGCUACGAGAUGGGCGCCACCACCUGCAACUUCUUCAUUGGCCGCACAAAUCUGUCACGGAUCAAAGAAAUAAUGGAGAGAUUCAACAAGCAGCCAAUCAGAGUGCCCGCCAGGCAGCUCCAAACUCGCAGGUCCAGAGAGAGCCGCAUGGAAACACAAUGACUGUUUGAGGAAGAAUUAAAAACAACAUCUGCUCCGAUCAGACUGGGGUCAACUUCAAGGGUUGGACCUCUUUCAUAUACCUCUGAAAUGUUGUCAGUGGAGUUAGAGUUGAAGAAUAACAAUGUGGAUUAAUUUAAACAGGAUGCUUCAUUUUCCCUUUUUUGGGGGGCUUUCAAUUUAUUAUAAUACUAUAAAUAUCACCUUGACCAUCAUGAAAUCAACCAUAAAUGACAGUAUAUUAGCACACCUCUUAAGCCCCAGUGACCCUUCGGUGGGUCCGAAACCACAACAUCUGCAAGCAAUAGUGUCUGAGGGCUUCUUAAGAUUUA
This is a messenger RNA of Gymnodraco acuticeps, 2582 nucleotides long. RefSeq names its product carboxypeptidase X (M14 family), member 2 (gene cpxm2). Gene Ontology annotation, molecular function: metallocarboxypeptidase activity; zinc ion binding. The transcript has 14 exons. NCBI's taxonomy places the organism in Eukaryota, Metazoa, Chordata, Actinopteri, Perciformes, Bathydraconidae. The record is from RefSeq and is a predicted model, not a curated record. Bases 4 to 2253 code for a protein of 749 amino acids. Gene Ontology annotation, biological process: proteolysis.